Chelmon rostratus (copperband butterflyfish) is the source of this 3618-nucleotide messenger RNA. It is a transcript of the gene grm5a, whose product is annotated as glutamate receptor, metabotropic 5a. Gene Ontology annotation, cellular component: postsynaptic density membrane. Gene Ontology annotation, biological process: G protein-coupled glutamate receptor signaling pathway; trans-synaptic signaling by endocannabinoid, modulating synaptic transmission; regulation of synaptic transmission, glutamatergic. The record is from RefSeq and is a predicted model, not a curated record. Lineage: Eukaryota; Metazoa; Chordata; Actinopteri; Chaetodontiformes; Chaetodontidae. Gene Ontology annotation, molecular function: adenylate cyclase inhibiting G protein-coupled glutamate receptor activity; G protein-coupled receptor activity involved in regulation of postsynaptic membrane potential. The transcript is spliced from 17 exons. Bases 1 to 3618 code for a protein of 1205 amino acids.
AUGGCAGGAGGCGCGAGGAGGAACACGGGGAUGGGAAAUAGAUCAGGGUUCUAUGUGAGGCUGUUGGCAGUGAGUGUGUGCCUGGGAGCUGACCUGAGCUGGCUAGGCCUGAAAGACCAGGUUGGGGUCAACGCCCAGAACAACGAGAGAAGGGUAUUAGCGCAUAUCCCCGGCGACAUCAUCAUAGGAGCUCUGUUUUCUGUCCACCAUCAACCACCUGCAGACAAGGUCCAUGAGAGAAAGUGUGGGGCGGUGCGUGAGCAGUACGGGAUCCAGAGAGUGGAGGCCAUGAUGCACACUCUGGAUCGAAUUAACGCAGACCCCACUAUCCUUCCGAAUAUCACCCUGGGCUGCGAGAUCAGGGACUCGUGCUGGCACUCCGCGGUGGCGCUGGAGCAGAGUAUUGAGUUCAUCCGGGACACGCUAGUGUCCAACGAGGAGGAGGAGAGCCAGGGCAGGUGCACUGUCGAGGCAGGGAGCCUGCUGAUGCAGGGGAAGAAGCCCAUCGUGGGACUGAUCGGACCGGGAUCCAGCUCGGUGGCCAUCCAGGUGCAAAAUCUCCUCCAGCUCUUCAACAUCCCACAGAUAGCUUACUCGGCCACAAGCAUGGAUCUCAGUGACAAGAGCCUGUAUAAAUAUUUCAUGAGGGUGGUGCCGUCAGAUAUGCAACAGGCCAGAGCCAUGGUGGACAUUGUGAAGCGGUACGGCUGGAGCUACGUGUCCGCAAUACACACAGAAGGGAACUACGGCGAGAGCGGUAUGGAGGCUUUUAAAGACAUGGCAGCAAAGGAGGGGAUCUGCAUCGCCCACUCCGAUAAGAUAUACAGCAACGCAGGGGAGCAGAACUUUGACAAGCUGCUGCAGAAGCUGCGAGGCCACCUGCCCAAGGCCAGGGUGGUGGCCUGCUUCUGCGAGGGCAUGACGGUGCGAGGGAUACUGAUGGCCAUGAGGCGGCAGCGGCUGGUGGGAGAGUUUCUGCUGGUUGGGAGUGAUGGCUGGGCAGACAGGUACGAUGUGACCGAUGGCUACCAGAAGGAGGCAGCCGGUGGAAUCACUAUAAAGCUUAAGUCGGCGUAUGUGACCUGGUUCGACGAUUAUUACCUGAACCUGAAGCCCGACGCCAACCUGAGGAACCCCUGGUUCCCCGAGUUCUGGCAGCACCGCUUCCAGUGCAGGCUGAGGGGACACCCGCAGGAGAGCAGCAUGUACAACCGCACCUGCACCUGGAGAGAGUCUCUGCGCCAUCAGUACGCCCAAGACACCAAGAUGGGCUUUGUCAUAAAUGCCAUCUACUCCAUGGCGUACGGUCUGCAGGCCAUGCAGGAAACUCUCUGUCCAGGAUAUAAGGGUUUGUGUGAGUCCAUGCGACCCAUUGAUGGACGCAAGCUGCUGGAAUUCCUGAUGAAAACCAACUUUACUGGCGUAUCUGGGGAGACGAUCCUCUUUGACCAGAAUGGGGACUCACCCGGCAGAUAUGAAAUCAUGAACUUCAAACGCAUCGGCGAGGACGAUUACGCUUACAUCCACGUGGGAAGCUGGGACCAGGGUGGCCUCAAGAUGAAUGAUGAGGAGAUCUGGAGUAACAACAGUGAGGUCAUCCAGUCAGUCUGCUCUGAGCCCUGCCAGAAGGCUCAGAUUAAGGUGAUCCGUAAAGGAGAGGUGAGCUGCUGUUGGACCUGCACUCCCUGCAAGGAGAACGAGUUCGUGUUUGACGAGUACACUUGUCGAGCUUGUGUCCUUGGCUCCUGGCCCACAGAUGAUCUCACUGGUUGUGAACCAAUCCCAGUGCAGUACGUGCGUUGGGGGGACCCAGAGCCCAUCGCUGCAGUGGUCUUCGCCUGUCUGGGCCUCAUGGCUACACUUUUUGUUACUUCUGUCUUUAUCAAAUUUUGGGACACUCCUGUGGUCAAGUCAUCCAGUCGUGAGCUCUGCUACAUCAUCCUGGCUGGAAUAUGUCUGGGCUACCUGUGCACCUUCAGCCUUAUCGCCAAGCCCCACAUAGUCUACUGCUACCUCCAGCGGCUGGGAAUCGGCCUGUCCCCCGCCAUGAGCUACUCCGCUCUGGUCACCAAGACCAACCGUAUAGCACGGAUCCUUGCAGGCAGCAAGAAGAAGAUCUGCACCAAGAAGCCGCGCUUUAUGUCCGCCUGCGCACAAUUGGUCAUCGCCUUCCUACUCAUACUGCUGCAGCUGGGGAUUAUUGUGGCACUUCUUAUCAUAGAGCCACCACAGGUGAUCUAUGACUACCCCAGCAUCCGCGAGGUGCACUUGAUCUGCAAUCUGACCACUCUGGGGGUGGUGGCGCCGCUGGGCUACAACGGCCUGCUUAUCCUUAGCUGCACCUUUUACGCCUUCAAGACUCGUAAUGUUCCGGCUAAUUUUAAUGAGGCCAAGUAUAUUGCCUUCACCAUGUACACCACCUGUAUCAUCUGGCUGGCCUUUGUUCCGAUUUACUUUGGCUCCAACUACAAGAUCAUAACCAUGUGCUUUAGCGUCAGCCUCAGUGCCACCGUGGCUCUCUGCUGCAUGUUUGUCCCAAAGGUGUACAUCAUGCUCGCCAAGCCUGAGAAAAAUGUCAGGAGUGCUUUCACAACAUCCACAGUGGUGCGCAUGCACGUGGGUGAUGCCAAGAAAGCUGCCAAGUCUGGCAAAUCCUCCAGCAGCAUGGCCAACUUAUUUCGACGCCGUGGGUCUGCACAGGACAACAUCAGCUCCAAUGGGAAAUCGGUGACAUGGGCGCAGAAUGAGCGCAGCUACAGACCUAACCUGUGGAAGAGGAUGUCGUUCCAUGUCAAGAAAAAGGAAGCAGUGGAGGUGAACCAGACAGCCAUCAUCAAGCCCUUCUCUAAAGAAGGAGACACACCUGCGGACACCGGUGUCAAAGAGUCGUACGAAGAGCCACAGGAGUCUCAGCCUUUCGCCUGCUCCCCCCCUCAGUCACCUCUGCCCGCCAUCAGCCAGCAGGCAGCGAAAGCAAGGGGCUUCCAGGGAGGGGAGGAUGGGGAGGAGGCACAAGCUUUACCCACUUAUGCACCGGAGCACCCCGCCGGGGUACGCAGAAGAGGUGGGGAAAACAGCCAGGGUGUCGGCGCGGUGGAUGGCGGGGACGUUAGCAUCAUAGGUGUGGGUGACAUCGGCAUUGGGAUGAUUGGCAGCCAACCUCAGGGCACCACCAUCAUGGACCAGAUCAGCUGCGUGGUUAACCGUUUCACUGCCAACAUCAGUGAGCUGAACACCAUGAUGCUGCCAGGGGGAGUCACCGUCAGCCCCACCUCCACCACGGCCGCAGAUGCCGCCCCCUGCCCGCCGCAGUACCACCCACCCAGGAGCAGACAGGCGCCCUCCACCGUCACCACAUACGCUGAGGUGGCGACCGUCUCCAAUUUCUGCGAGAAUCGACCAACAGGUAAGAUUUACGAGCACCUGGCCGGGACUUGCGUGAGCACCAGGCGAGCAAAGGAUAUGGAGGAGCUGGUGGCUCUGACGCCUCCGUCCCCGUUCAGAGACUCAUCUCUGAGCUCCGAGGGCAGCUCGCCGCCCCCGAUGUCCCCGGCCUCCGAGGCUGAAUACGACCAGCUGCUGCUGAAACACUACAGCCAGAGCUCCUCCUCUCUGUAA